CGCAUCUGCAGCCCUCUGUUCUUCUCUGCCCGUCAAUUCCUUACCUACCCACAUUCAAUAAUCCAAUUUCUGUUUCUGGGCACCGCCAAAGCUUUCUCCUUUGUCACCACCUUGGGGUGUCUGCCUAAUUGUUAGCUGUGCCCGGUAGGUGUUCGUGUAAUUGUCUGAACCAACACAGAGCUGUUACUUUGCCCUCCUUUUCCCCCUCGGUUUUGAAUGUUCCGGGGUAUGGCUGCGUCGAUCAACCCAUUAGCCAGUUGAAAUUCUUGUCGAUUGGAGUUGGCGGAGGACACCACAGAGGCAGGGAAUGAGGGAUUUUGCUGGCACGCCGGGGACUUUGACCGGGCUUUUCCUGCGGAUUUCUCAAUGUGUGUUUGCGGCUGGGUCAAUCACUGCUAUUUCCACCACUUCUAGCUUCUUCAACUUCACUGCUUUCUGCUACCUAAUUGCGUCAAUGGGUUUGCAAGUGAUCUGGAGCUUUGGACUUGCGUUGCUAGAUUCUUAUGCUUUGGUGAGAGGCAAAAUUCUGCACAACUCUCUAUUGGUCAGCCUUUUUGCUGUGGGAGAUUGGGUGACGGCAACCUUGUCUCUGGCGGCGGCUUCUGCUUCCGCCGGCAUCACCGUACUUCUUUUUCAUGACCUGGGACACUGCGGUUUCGUUGGAGAAUGCCAAAAGUACCAAAUGGCAGUGGCUUUGGCUUUCCUCAGCUGGGUCUCUAUCGCAACAUCCUCGAUCAUCAUGCUGUGGUUGAUGGUAGAAGGAGGGGAUUUUUGAGCUUUUCACAAGAUGGUAAGUAGGAAAACAUCAGGUGGACAGGAUAGAAGUACAUAGUCACACACAAAGGUUGACUUUGUAAUUUGGAUAAUAAUGAAGCACAUACUGUGUAUAUAGAACAACUGCAAAGGAAGAAGCAAUUUGUCAUUGGCUAGCAAAUUUGUGAAGGAAAACGUGGGUAUUUUAGGACAGCUUUACUGGUAUAUUCUGAAGACAUCAGAUUCUGGUUUC
Molecule: messenger RNA, 1006 nt
Organism: Linum tenue
Lineage: Eukaryota; Viridiplantae; Streptophyta; Magnoliopsida; Malpighiales; Linaceae
Source: the annotation of a GenBank genome assembly